AUGAAGUUGGUUGAUAUUUUAUUCGUACUGAGUGCGGCAGUAACCGUUAAUGCAGUAUUGGUCCCGUUUAAAAAAGAUGGUUCACUUCAAUCAUCAGGCACUUCUAGUCAAGUGUCUGAUCCAACCAAUGAACCUAAUCCAGGAACUUCAAAUGAAUAUCAGCAAGAACCAAUGGAUUUAAGCUUUUCUGGUCGAACCCGACAACGAACAGUAAUUGUGGCUGGUCCAAAUACUUAUAGUCAAGGCCAACGACAAACAGUAAUUGUAGCUGGUCCAAAUACUUCUAGUCAAGGCCAACGACAAACAGUAAUUGUAGCUGGUCCAAGCACUUCCAGUCAAGUCCAACAAUCAGCUAAUGAACCCAGUUCAGGUAUUCCCGAUCAAAACCAGCAACACCCAACAGGUCAAUCCGGUUCAAGUACUUCCGAAGAAUACUGGAAACGAUUAUCUGAUAUAAUUGACUCGAGUACUUCCAAGCGAAGCCGGAAACGCCCAAUUAAUGAAAGUAGUCCAAGCAGUUCCAAACGAAUCCGGCAGCAACCGAUUGAUCAACCCGGUCCAAGCACUUCCAGCCAAGUCCAUGAACAACCAAUGAGCCAAGACGAAUCUGCCAAUACUAGUUCAAAUCAAAUGACUGGAUUAAAUGAAAGAGAUCAGAAAGUUCUUGAUCGUAUAAAGGAAAGACUUGCGGAGUCUAAAGAAAUACGAAGAAAAAAACGCCAAGAAUAUAAUGAUCAUACAGACCUUGUAUUAAAUCAACAGUUGGCGUUAGCAAGAGGAGAAGAUAUAUCUGAAUCAAAAUACGACCCAAAGGAUGAAAUCAGAUUGAAACAAGAGUGUAGAAAGGCAAGCAUAAGAGUACAUGGUAUCACACAAGAAUUGAAAAGGUUUAUGACAAAACAUGGUUUAGAAUUUGAAGAACCGAGUUCAGAUUCAGAUCAAUGA
Batrachochytrium dendrobatidis JAM81 is the source of this 945-nucleotide messenger RNA. RefSeq lists its product as uncharacterized. Bases 1 to 945 code for a protein of 314 amino acids. The transcript has a single exon. The record is from RefSeq and is a predicted model, not a curated record. NCBI's taxonomy places the organism in Eukaryota, Fungi, Chytridiomycota, Chytridiomycetes, Rhizophydiales.